AUGAAGAAAACAAUACUAAAUUUAUAUUUGAUAAAUAUAUUUUUUGCCUUAUCUGACGUAAAAAGUAUAUCAACACAUGAUAAUACAUGUGAUGAAUGGUCAGAAUGGACUGCAUGUACUCAUGGAAUCAGUACCAGAAAAUGUUUAAGUGAUUCUUCGAUUAAGGACGAGAUAGUUGUAUGUACAAAAUGUGAUAAAUGGGGAGAAUGGUCAGAAUGUAAAGAUGGGAAAAAGCAUAGAAAAGUUUUGAACUGUCCUUUUAUUAAAGAAGAACAAAAAUGUGAUGUAGAUAAUGAAAUGGUGGAGGACACACAUAGGAAUAAUAACUAUAUAUAUUUCAACGUAGAUGAUGGUGAUAAUGAAUAUGAAGAUGAUGAUGAUGAAAAUGAUGGUGAUGAUAAUGAAUAUGAUGAUAUAAAUGAUGAUAAAAAUGAUGAUAUAAAUGAUGAUAUAAAUGAUGAUAUAAAUGAUGAUAUAAAUGAUGAUAUAAAUGAUGAUAUAAAUGAUGAUAUAAAUAAUAGUAAUAAUGAGGUUACUAAUUUCAUACAAGUAAAAGAUAAAAUUAUGAUUAAACAUAAAAGAACAAAUAUCCAUCCAGUGAAUUUUAUACAAGAAAAAUUUACAAGAAAUAAUAAACAUAGAUAUGAUAAUUUUUCUAAAAUAUUAAAUAACAUGAACCAUAUAAAUAAUAAUAAUUAUAAUAGUAGAAGUAGUAGUACUUCUUCGAAAAAUUCUAGAGGUUAUAGAGGAAACAGUAAUAUGUAUCCACAUGUACCAAAUUACACGAGUUCUUCUGUACAUAAUAGUACAAACAAUGAAAGAAAAAGUGAUGAGGACUUGGAUAAAAUAGAAGGUGAUAUAACAAAAGAAGAAAGGAUUGUUCCAAUAAAUAACAAAAAUUAUGAUAAUCAUGAUGCUCAUAGUGAUAUACACGAGCAUGAUACACCUCGUAGUGUAGAUAAUGAAAAAUAUAAUUCAAAUGGUGAUUUACCAACCUUGUCGACUUAUGAUUAUGAUAUGAAUAAUGAUUCUUAUAAAAAGAAUCAUAUGAAAAAACAUAUGGAUUCUAUUAAAGAAGAACAAACAAAACAAAAAAAUAAUCAGAACAAUGAAAAAGUAUCCUCCUCAGAAAAACAAAAUGAUGAUAUAUCUGCAUUAUAUGAACAUAUGAAUACCAAGGAUCAAGAGCAUACACAACAACAUGAGAAACCAAAUGACAGUGCACAUGGUCACUUUGAAGAUUACAGCAAAUUAUAUAUUGCAAGUGGUGUAGCUACUCUUGUACUCUUGGGAGGAAGCAUAACUUUCUAUUUCUUACGUAAAGAAAAAACAGAAAAAGUUCUACAAGAAGAAACAAAAGAGGAAAACUUUGAAGUCAUGUUUAAUGAUGAUGCUCUCAAGGAAAAGGAUAACAAAGCUAUGGAUGAAGAAGAAUUCUGGGCACUCGAAUGA
Plasmodium reichenowi is the source of this 1452-nucleotide messenger RNA. RefSeq names its product merozoite TRAP-like protein. NCBI's taxonomy places the organism in Eukaryota, Apicomplexa, Aconoidasida, Haemosporida, Plasmodiidae. The transcript has a single exon. The record is from RefSeq and is a predicted model, not a curated record. Bases 1 to 1452 code for a protein of 483 amino acids.